AUGUGCCGCGACCCGGGAGUACUACUUCGGUUGAUGAGCCAACGAUCCAAGAGGCAUCAGAGGCAGGUGCGCAGUCGGCUGGAAGGCCACGGAGCCAGCGACGAUCAGGAGGGCUACGAAGAAAUGUUUGCCGUUCCCGAUGUGGCCCCCGACGAGGGAGCCGCAAAGGGCCGCGACGCAAGUCGUGGUCCUACCGGUCGGAAGCCUGCAAAGGCCGACGACCAACAACAACCCACCGCCAAGGCCGUCACCAAGCGCAAGUCGCCCCAGAGGAAGAAGAAGGAGCGGCGCGCGCCGGACUCGGCGGAAGAGUCGCUGUCCAAGCCGCAAGGCAAGGCCGCGGGACGCCAGUACACCGUCGAGGAAGUGCGAUACGUCGUGGCGCGUACGGAGCUCUUCCGACUGCUGGAGCAAGACCCGAUCUUGGUCUUCCUUAGGCCCAGGUUGACGAGCAACUUCACGGGCCCCUUCAUAGCGCCAGACUUCGACAGUCUCACCAGCGUCGUCUACGCCGCGCCGACCCUCUUCCAGAUGCUGCUGGACUCGGCCUUCGUGCUGAGAGCCUUUGAGGUGGAGAGGCUAUGCGACUGGGAUCUCGAGUCUUGGUUACACGCGAUUCGUGUCGUGCAAGAACCCUUGACGAUUCUCGCCGGGUCCGUCAAGCAAGACGCGACGAGUUCUUCGACGGGCCAUUACGCGCCGAGUCCCGCGGCGGGCCCAGCCCAGACCUCGACGACCCCGCCGUCACCUCCAACUCGUUAUCAAUCGAUCGUGGACUCCGACAGCAGCUUCGAGUCGCCUAAGCGCAGGCCUCCGGAGAAGCUCCGCGCGCCGGAUUCGGCCGAAAAACCGCUGGACAAGGCGAAAGGCGACGACAGAGGAAGCGAGUUCACGGCGGCGGAGUUGAGGUACAUGCUGGCCGGAGUGGAGCUAAUCCGGCUGCUGGAGCACGAUCCGAUCCUGCGUUUCAUCAAGCCCAACACGAUUAAGUUCACUGGUCCCUUCCGGAUGCCGGACUUUGACAGGCUCACGAACGUCACGCGAGCUGCGGGGGCACUCUUCGAGAUGUUGCACGAAUCAGGCUUCAGCUUGGACAUCACCGAGAGGACGUGA
Molecule: messenger RNA, 1113 nt
Organism: Phytophthora sojae
Lineage: Eukaryota; Oomycota; Peronosporomycetes; Peronosporales; Peronosporaceae
Exons: 2
Coding region: 1-1113 (370 amino acids)
Source: RefSeq, a predicted model, not a curated record